GAGAAGGGGGCGGGGAGGAGGCGUGGCUUACUAUUGCAGCCGCGGGACAGACAGGAAGUGAGGAAUGGAUCAGACUCAGCGACUGAUAUCCGAUGAUGACGAGGAAGAUGUCGGCUUGGACAGGGAGAAACCUGUGGCCAACUUGCACAUGUUCCAGGGAACAUAUGGACCGGCACAAGACUAUGCCAUUUACCCCGGGCAGAAUAUUAUUGGUCGCCACGCCAGUUGUGAUAUAACCCUCCCUGCGCAGUCUGUAUCCAAGAAACAUGCAAUUUUAGAGGUCCGGGCAGAUUGUCACACCAUCUGUGACUGUGGUAGUAUGAAUAAAACCCGUCGAGGGAAGGCUCCCCUCUCUCCUAAUGUACGCUAUGCCUUAUCCCACGGUGACUUUGUGCUCUUUGCGGACGUGGCUUGCCGGUAUAGCAUAAACAAAGAAUUAGAGAAGAUACAGAAAGCUGAACAGCAAGCGGUACUUGAUGAAACUGAAGACGAUUCUCUUUUGGUGCCCGGAACACAGGCUACCCUGGUAAUUGAAAAGACCCCAGGAGCGGCUAUACGCAGGAUGGGGCGAGGGGCAAUAUUGGCAAGAGAUUCUGGGGAUGAAGAGGAGAAUGAAGAGGAGAACAGGAGUGGGUUAAGUGAAGAAAGGAAAGGAUUUGGCCCAUUCCAGAAUGAUAACAAGGCAUCAACAACUGGGACUUUCCUGUCUCCCACUACAGACACCUUUGUUCCUGAGAGUGAUGAGGAAAAUGACACCUCUAUCUCUCCAUGUCGAUUUCCUGCACUCAAUCUUCACAGUGACAGUGAUGCAAGUAUUCAUGAGACACCCACGAGGAGAGAGUCAUUUGUCCCCUCGACUCAGAGCUUUGUCACCUCUCCAGCUCUAACCGAAAAGAAGACUUCACUAGCUACAGAUCCUGGGCCAUCGAGUGAAGACAAAACCAGCAUGUCUGCUCCAGCUGGCGUUCACAUGAAACUAUUUGAUGGUGAAAAAUACGUUGGAGAUUCUUUGACUGUGAAGACCAAAGAUGAUGCUUCUUACAUCAAAGACAGUACUCGGAGAGAACAUGGACCAGACUCUGCCCCAAUUAUUGGCAACCCAGCUUUUGGACAUGAAGGUGCAGGUUAUGAAAAGGGUACAGGACCAUCAGGUACAAACAUGAACAGUGAUAAAGCUGAAAUUGAUGAGGCUUUGCAUCCGGUGGAAAACCAGAGAGAAACAUCUGGAAUUACAUUAAAAAGCAAUGUGGAUAUUAAUGAUGACGUCACAACUUCAGAUAAGGAAAACGAAAACAGGAAGUCUGCAGGGAUUGUUCUACACAGUGACUCGGAUGAUGAGGAGCAGGCAGAUGAUUUGUCUGUAGAUGUGAACACAAAACCAGGAUUUGACUUGCAUAGCGAUACAGAUGUUGAUGACAAUGCUGCAUCUUCAGCAACAAAUCUCCCAUCAGAGAAGACUCUAGAAGUUAAGCAAAGCACAAGCACUGUAGAAGACAAUGACCGUGCCUCAAAGAAUUCUGUGGAGUCCACGCUUAAUUUGGAGAGUAAAACAGAUGCUAAAAAAGACCACACAUCUGUCGGUGCAGGUGUUAAAGAGCGCGAGACCAGCGUAAUCCCGAGUGACAUUGAUACAGAUGUUGAGAAAGAAGACAGCAUAUCUGUCAGUGCUUGUAUAAAGAUGAGGAAGACCACAGGAAUCAUCAGUGACAGUGAUACAGAUGUUGAAGACGACCGCACAUCUGUCAGUGAUGGUAAAAAGAUGAAGACCACAGGAGUCAUCAGUGACAGUGAUACAGAUGUUGAAGACGACCGCACAUCUGUCAGUGAUGGUAAAAAGAUGAGGAAGACCACAGGAGUCAUCAGUGACAGUGAUACAGAUGUUGAAGACGACCGCACAUCUGUCAGUGAUGGUAAAAAGAUGAGGAAGACCACAGGAGUCAUCAGUGAUACAGAUGUUGAAGAAGACGAUCGCACAUCUGUCAGUGAUGGUAAAAAGAUAAGGAAGACCACAGGAAUCAUUAGCGACAGUGAUACAGAUGUUGAAGAACAAGACGAAAGCACAUCUGUCAGUGCUGGUACAAAGUUGAGAAAGACUACAGGAAUUAACAGUGACAAAGAUACAGAUGCAGAGAGCAACAAGAAUGUAGAAGAUGAUAUGAAAGACAAAAAAGCAGAAACCAGUGAGCACAGUGAUACUGAUGUUGAAGGGAAUGAUGACAUUUUGAAGGUGGAUACAAAGAAGCAACAUGUUGAGUUCAACCUUGACAGUGAUACAGAUAUAGAGGAUGACUCCAUGGAUGUGAAGAAGUCUGAUACAGAGAAGACAGAAAAGACUACCUCUCCUGUGCAGAUUACUGUAGAUGCUGGAGAAAGCUCCAAGACAAAUGUUGAAAAAGAAGCAGUGCUUGGAUUCCACAUGGAUAGUGAUACAGACGUAGAGGAAUCUGAUGAAGAUCAGUUGACUAAAUCCUCUAUUACUGAUGAUGAGAAGAGUGUGGAACUUGGAGUCCAAGCCAAAUACCAUGGCAAGAACUUUCCUUCAGAAACUGAUCGAGAGCCAAGUAAUACAGAUGUUCUUAAUCAGAACACCAGCCCAGCUAUCAACCUGGAAAAAGACAAAAAAACAGAUGAGGUGGGCAGUGGAACUGCUGAAUUACACAUGGAUACAGAUAUAAAAGAUGACAACACAGUAUCCCAAGCAUUCAGAUCCAAAGGUGACCAAAGUUGCGGUGGUGGUGCUCACGAAGAGCCUGAGAGAGGCCUCAAAAUAGGCACAGAGAAGGACACGGCUGGAUCGUGCCAGGCUACAGAGACUAGUAUGGUGGGUGAAGAACAGAAAGAGGAAGAUGCACCAGCCAGUGUAGACUUGACCAUUGCAACAAAAGACAAUAAACCAGAACCUGAAGGUACAGAUUACUACAUGUGUGAAACCCAGUGUUACCUAGAACCAGAAGAAAAAUGCUUAGAAUUUCCAGAUGAUGAUGAUGAUGUUAACUACGCAGAAGAGCCUACACAAGCCUUUAUCAGUUCCACCUGGGUCGAACCAGAUCCAUUUAAACGUCCUGCAGAUCCUGUUAGAAGCCCCCAGAUCUCACCUGUGCGCUUUAAUACAUCUGAAGAAGAGGUGGAUGAGAAUGUUGUGGCAGAGACUCAGCCUUAUUUCUGUGAAACUGAUACACCUGAUAGAGAGCCUAUCCAAGAGACCACUGAGACAGAGUCUGAGAGCACGGAGACCCCUAGAGUCACUCAAGAGAUUCCCAAAGAAAUCUCGCAAGACGACACGCAACCUGUCUCUCAGUAUUUGGCAGCCCUAUCGACUCAUGAAAUAGUUACCACAGCACCCCCGAAAAAUGUGAUGCCUGUUGGCGUAUGGGAAAAGGUUACACACCUGAAAGAUGACACAAAAGGCAGAGAUGAAAUUGAUGUGGCUGAAGAGGCCACACAACCUUAUACCUUGGAUGGGCUUAACUCUGAUGGGGAUGCAACGCAGGCUUUUAGCUUGCAUGUCCAAACUACAGAGUACAAUGUGCAUCUACCUGAAAGCAGUGCAUCUCAUCCUAGCAGUCUCAACGUUCCUACUGAUGGCCUAAGUGGACCAACCACAGGAGAUGACACACAGCCUUGCAGCCUUGGUGUGCCUUCCACCAUGGAAGAUACCAUGUCUGAUAAAACGCAUGGGAUUUUCAUUGAAGCUGAGUCACAAAUGCAUGAAAAUAAGGAAGAGGAAGAAAGUUCCAAUAGUGCAGAGACAGUGGUGGAAAAGGUUGAAGAACAUACAGAAGAAUCUAUUGCACUACAUCUUUCCCCGUCAUUUGUGUCAACUGAGCAGGAGGCCAGAGAUUUACAACAAUCUUUUGGUGGUAUUGUAAAUGAAAAGACCAUUACAGAUGAGUUUGAGGAAGAAAGGAAAAGUGUAGCAGAGAUAAUGGAAGCAGGAGAUACUAAGAGCCAAACUACUGAAAAGAAAGAGGAUAACACAUCAACUGUGAAUGAAAGUCGUAACAAGAUCGAUGUCGAUGUUAAGCCUUCGACAUCACAAGAUAAGGAGGAUGAAAGGGAAAAAACAGCAGCAAAAAAAGAAAACAAAGAUGAGGUGGAAAGUCAAGAACUUGCCAACGUGGAGCAUCCUUCUACUAGUUUUACACCUGAAGAGUCACCAAGGUGUUCUGUAAACAAUAAGAAGGAAAAUGAUUUUUUUGCAAAUGAAAAAAAUGAAGCCGAUUUGUCGGAGAAUAGCAUGAAUCAAUCCAGUGGUUCUGACAGUAGGGAUGGUGUUUGUGCCACAGUCCAGAGGCUGGAGACAGACUUCAAGUUGCAUAAAGAUGGUGUGGUCAGUAAAAAAACUGCUUCAGAGGAGGUUAUUAAAGCUGAGCAAAUUAUAGAGCCAGAGGAAAAAGAUGAGACGGUUGCAGUCUCUGACAGAGUUGAGAGCAGUCAUUCUGAAAAGAAGAGAACACAAAAGUCACAUGCUGGGAAUACUGUGUCUGUAGAACUGGAGAAAGAAGGUGAAGCUUCAGUUGAUACUACAACUGAGCAGGAAAGAAAGUCUGAAGAAGUAAUCACAGACAAAGUACCAGGAAGAGAAAAAUUCAAAGCUUCAUGUAGAAUUGAGGAAGAGGCUGCAGGAGAGACCUUGAAGGCAACUGGGAAAUUACUGUCCACCAAGAAGAUUAAGAAUACUAGGGAAGAAGUGGAAGCAAAUGAACAUAAGCCAAUAACUAGCAAAGUGGUUGAAGAACCAGUGAGCAGACCAGUUUCCAGAAGGACAAGAAAAAAGUCAGCAGAGGAGGAAACAUGUGAACAACAGAAAGACAAAGGAAAAUUAGAGGAACAACCAGUUGGUAGACCAGCCUCCAGGAGGACAAGAAAGAAUCCAAUGGUGGAGGUAACAAAUGAGCAAAUGGAAGACCAAGGAAAGUCUGAGGAGGACCCAGUCAGUAGACCAUUUUCCAGGAGAACAAGAAAGAAUUCAACAGGAGAGGAAAGAAGUGAACAAAAGGAAGACAUGGAACAAACAGUCAGUAAACCACCCUCCAAGAGAACAAGAAAGAAUUCCGGUGAGAAAUCAGGAGAACUUACAGAAGACAAAGAACACGUGGAGGAAAAAACAGUCAAUAGACCACUCUCCAGAAGAACAAGAAAGAGUUCAACAGGAGAGGAAAGAAGUGAACAAAAGGAAGACAUGGAAAUAUCACAGGAAACAACAGUCAGUAAACCACCCUCCAGGAGAACAAGAAAGAAAUCAACAGGCGAGGAAUCAAGAGAACUUUGGGAAGACAAAGAACAAGUGGAGGAAGAACCAGUCAAUAGACCACUCUCCAGGAGAACAAGACCGAGCUCAACAGGCGAGAAAUCAGGAGAACUUACAGAAGACAAAGAACACGUGGAGGAAAAAACGGUCAAUAGACCACUCUCCAGAAGAACAAGAAAGAGUUCAACAGGAGAGGAAAGAAGUGAACAAAAGGAAGAUAUGGAAAGAUCACAGGAAACAACAGUCCGUAAACCACCCUCCAGGAGAACAAGAAAGAAAUCAACAGGCGAGGAAUCAAAAGAACUUGGGGAAGACAAAGAACAAGUGGAGGAAGAACCAGUCAAUAGACCACUCUCCAGGAGAACAAGACAGAGUUCAACAGGCGAGAAAUCAGGAGAACUUACAGAAGACAAAGAACAUGUGGAGGAAAAAACGGUCAAUAGACCACUCUCCAGGAGAACAAGACAGAGUUCAGCAGGAGAGGGAACAAGUAACCAAAAGGAAGACACAGGAAAAUCAGAGGAAGAACCAGUCAGUAAACGAAUCUCCAGAAGGACAAGAAAGAAUUCAGCAGGGGAAGGAACAUAUGAACAAAAAGAAGAUACAGGGAAAUCAGAGGAAGAGCCAGUAAGGCCAGUCUGCAGGAGUACAAGAACAAAUCCCACCAGGGAGGGAGCACAUGAACAAAAGGAAGACACAGGAAAACCACAAAAAGUACUAGUUGGUAGGCCAUACUCCAGAAGGACAAGAAAAAAUUCAACAGAGGAAGAGACAAACAAAGGAAACUCACAGAACGAUCCAGAUAGCCGACCAGUUUCCAGGAGGACAAAAAGGAAUUCAAAAGAGGAGGAGGACAAGGAAAAAACUGAAAAAGAAGGGUCAGUACUUGAACAAACUGAGAGGGAUGACCCACUUCAAAGAUCAAGAAGGACCAGGAAGAAUUUGGAAGACAGACAAUCAAAUGAAGAGAGCAUUGAAAAGCUAAAAAAAGCAGAAAUAGAAAAAACUGCCUCAAGAAAGGAAGCUUCAGAGGUGGAGAAUGUUGUUUCAGGCAGACAACCGGUCACUAGAAGAGCAAGGAAGAAUUCCACAGGAGAAGAAGUUGAGAAAUCUGAAGUAGAACAUGCACCAAAAAAACGAACCUCUUUAAGAGGUAGAAAAAACUUAGAGGAGGAGAAAUCCGGGACCGUGGAAAAUGUUGCAGAGCAAGAUGAUUUAGCUGGUAAACUAGCUCAUCGAAGGGGAGUAAAAAAUUCAGGAGAGGAUCCCAAAAGUAGAACGAAUGAGGCAGCGCAUACAGAGUCUGAAGUUAAAGGCAAGUAUAGAAAGCCAACAUCGAGAACAAGGCGAAAAGUGUCUCCUGAUGGAGAUAGUGAUAUUAAAGAGAAAAUUGCAUCUGAGGAAGAAGUAACCGGGAUUAGUACUAUGAAGGAAGAAAAAAAGCAGGAGGACAAUUUAAAGGGAGACACGCCAAGACGCACACGGACCUCAACUAUGGGCCUCAACGAAUCCCCACAAGCUACCACACCACUUCUGACAAGAAAGAGAGGACAAGGACAAAAGGAUGGAGAGGUGGAGAUAAAGAGGAAGAAGUCUGAAGAAGGGACUCAGCUUGAAAAAAGUGAAGAGGGUAAGACAUCGCCACAUCCAAAAGAGAAAAGAGGCCGGCCUAGACGAUUGUUGGCAGCAGCAGAGGAAGAAGACACAGAGAAAGGAAGUGUAAGAGGAAAGGAAGUGUUAACUCCUCUCCCAUCCCCUGCUGGAAGGAGCCGUCAAAAGCCAAGUGCAGUGUUAAACAGCCCGGCCGAGGUCCAGACCCCAAGACGCACCAAUCGCUCCACAGCCGUAGCAGGAUCUUCCAGCCCUUAUAUCUCUCACCACCUAGCUGCUCCCAAGGUCCUGUUUACAGGUGUUGUAGACUCCGACGGGGAGGAAACAAUCCGGAGUCUGGGCGGAGACAUUGCAGACUCUGUGUUUGAUUGUACACACUUGGUAACGGACCGCGUUAGGCGAACUGUUAAAUUCCUCUGUGCUCUGGCUAGGGGAAUUCCUAUCAUCACUUUGGACUGGAUCGAAAAGUGUAAGAAGAGUGGGUGCUUUCUUUCGCCAGAUGGAUUUUUGGUGAAUGAUAAAGAGCAGGAGAAAAAUUUCAACUUUGUUUUAUCUAAAUCGCUGCAGAAAGCAAAGCGGAAAGCAUUAUUCGAGGGCUAUGAGAUUCAUGUCACAGCUAAUGUGAAACCAGAUCCAGAACACAUGAAGGAUAUUAUCCGCUGCAGUGGAGCAACUUUUCUCCCCAAAUUGCCCCGAACCUACAAGGAGAAAUGUGUGAUUGUAUCGUGUCAGGAAGAUGCCACCCGAUGGAGGGGGGUUCCAUCAUCUGUUCCCAUAACAUCUGCAGAGUUCAUUCUGAGCGGCAUUCUUCAGCAGGAAGCCAAUCCAGCAGCUUACUUAUUGAAUGACAGCACCAAGGAUGCAGCUCCCACACCAGCUAAACGAAGACGCUGAAGUGUUUUCAUUACUUUUUUUUUUUUGUUAUACACGUAUUAAUCUUUAGGACUUAGUCAUUGGCAUUAUAGGCAAAAUGUACAACAAAAAGUUGGGCUUAAUUUGCUUUUUAUGCAUUGCGUGUUUGCCAUUUUUGUUAAACGCUGCUGUAAUUUGAAUAGAAUUAUUACAGCAAUGCCUACAGUUGCAUUUAUCCAGUAGUUAUCAGCUGGGAGCCAUCUUAAUAUUCAUUUAGGAUGAGUUCCUGUAGAAUUUUUAUGCUGAUAACAUUCCUUGAGAUUAUCUAAAAAAAUGAUAGAAUUUGGCAGUCCCAACCAGAACACAGACCUGCACACCUCUCUAAUAUAUAUAGGGGCUUAUUUACUAAAUGGAGCUGUGGGGAAUUGCAAAGAUCAGGUCCGAAUAGCAAAAAGAGAAAAUUCUCCAACCUUGGCUGUGUUUGCCAUCUAUUUGAAAUGUCCCCUGCCAUUUAUCCUCCAUUUCAAGCCAAUGAAAUAAUCACAACAUUCUAUAAAAUUUUGGAGAAGAAACUGAUGUUUGCAGCAAUAUUAUAACAAAAACACGCGUGCACCUACAGCUGACAGGGAAAUAUUGUAACUCAAUGUAAAAACAAAUCCGUUAUUCGUCACCUAAUGUCACUGAAUGUAAAAUGUAUAUGUAACUAAGACUUUGGCAUUUAUGAGACAUGCUGUUACGAGGAAACUUAUCAAAUAGGCAAAAAACACAAGAUAUUAUGCACGUGUAAUAUGUUGUGUUUUAAUAAAUCGUAUAUUUCACUUUAUCAAGGGAUGUCCAAAAAGUAUUGAUGCCUUUGUGAUGCAUCUGAGUGGUCUCUCACAUCAGGCCAGAUCAUAUUGUGAAUUUCAAGCUCUACAUAUUAUGUUUGGGUUAUCGGUUUAGUGUGUGAGAAUAUUUUUUCCCAGUUAAAUCCAAAUGGAAAACUUGCGUCAGAAAUAGCUGAUCUGGAAAAAUUCUACACUAUAAUCUCAUGGUGGCCUUUUUGUCAUUUGCAAAAUGUUGUAGUUUAUUGAAUAAUCCUGUCCUUACAAGGUGUUGAAGCUGCACAGAUUAGCUUUCCAAUCUGUAGGUUCCUCAAAAUGAAUUAAAGAAACCCCCCCAAACACUCAGUGAUGUCAUCAAAGUGAAAACCGGAGCUUAGGCACUGCUCUACCAGCCCUAUGUAUCAAAUUAACAGAGAUCAAUUCUAAAUACAUUACAUUUAUAUAUCAGUGACAACGCCAAGAUGGAACGUAGGAGACACAAUGUGUCCAUUAAAAAUAAAAUAUAUAUAAUAUGAAAUCUGCUGACUCCCUGAUUUGGGAGUUUGUGGUUUUUAAACCUAUUAAAAUGAAAUUUGUGGCAUUUCUUGCUCUCUUCAUGCAGGAAGUAGAAUUAAAAUGUAGCAUCAAUGAGCGUGACAGUCUAUUGAUAGGCAAGAUCUGGUACUAACAGCCCUACUAGCUAAUGCAGACAUAUAUUAAGAUGUGAUAUCUGCAGGGCAUGAAUCAAGUAAAUAACGGCCUCAGAAUGCCGCCAGUCAUGGUUAAAUCCCAAAUCAAAUCCAAGAUAUUCACACUGGUGCCUGUAUUCAUCCAUAAUGUUUUGGGUUAUUUUUGUAGUAUCUCAUUGCAACAACACCAGAUAAUUAAAGAGAGAAAGAAAAUGAUCAGAAAUGGCACGUUUUAAAGAAUUACUAAGCCAAACCUAUUUUUGUUUGUUUGUUUCUCUUGUGCAUUACUUUUUAAAACCCAGCUUAGAGUGAUUUGCCGUGGAGAUACUUUAUCGAUUUGAGAGAUCAUACCAAUCAUUAUUCCGUGUGAAACAACGUACCGUAGAUCUGUACAUAGACCGGGGCCCUUUUGUGUAUAUAAUAAACGCAGUAUUUUUGUUUUGUCA
Pelobates fuscus (common spadefoot toad) is the source of this 9652-nucleotide messenger RNA. It is a transcript of the gene MDC1, whose product is annotated as mediator of DNA damage checkpoint 1. The coding region runs from base 65 to 7756 and encodes 2563 amino acids. The transcript is spliced from 16 exons. Gene Ontology annotation, molecular function: protein binding. NCBI's taxonomy places the organism in Eukaryota, Metazoa, Chordata, Amphibia, Anura, Pelobatidae. The record is from RefSeq and is a predicted model, not a curated record.